Messenger RNA from Durusdinium trenchii, 1136 nucleotides. The record is from the annotation of a GenBank genome assembly. Lineage: Eukaryota; Dinophyceae; Suessiales; Symbiodiniaceae.
GAGCCCAUAAAUUGAGGGAGAGGAAGGCCCAGCUCCCUGACAAGCAGAGACACGAUCUCAUAGGUUUUGUUUAAAAACAGCCUCCACACACACUCUGACACACUGGCAUCACUGGUAUCACUAUCACACUCUGAGCAGGCGAUUGCCUCCCAUACAGACCUGUUAAGUGUCUCCGUGUAACUUAUUGCCACUACUUGCUGUGUUCCUGCCUGGUGUCGUCCUACUGGUCCUACUUGGUCUUCGCCAAAGCUUGCUCCGACCUGUGUCUUCGUGUGUUUCCUCUUUUUGCUGGUGCUUGGAUCUGCGUUGUGCCGAUUUCGUUUCUUUUUGUGGUGCGGUGCUCUCGUGAGGUUGCAGGCCAAUCUCCCAUCCCCGAAGCAGAAGUACACGUGUCCUUGGUGGCCUGGAUUUGUGCACGUCAGGGGAUUCAUGGCUCAAGCAUUGUUCAGAAAAAGGCGGCAAGGCCCGGCCAUCAGCUCUUUGUUGGCUCUGGGCAUUUUUGUGCUGCUAUGGCUGUCAGGAUCCCCCCAAUGGAAAGAAUCUAGGCACUGCUUCAUCCAGAGUGGAUUGUGUACAUCGCCCGAGUUCAUUCCACCUACUUCCAGAAUUUCACUGGCGCGCCACGCAUAUAUGGAGGAAGACAAAUCUGGGUGGUCCGUUGCGGAGCGUGAAGCCCUGCAGUUUCUGGAGGAGAAGCAACCGAAGUGGCGUCGGAGCUAUUUAGGUCCCAAAACCGAGGGACAAGUACGGGAGACCUUUCAGGCCAUUUCUUCCGCUGCUGGUGGCGAAGCACAGGGACUUAAAGCCAUCGAGAAGAACCUAGCGCUCAUGGUGUUCCUGCCAGAGCAAAUCCAAGCAUCUGCAGAAGCUUUGACAGGAGAGCUUGGCCAAAAGGAGGCACGUGACAUUAUUCAAAAGAAUCCAGGCGUCUUGACAAUUCCGCCGGAUAGCAUCAAGCAGAACAUUGGUGCAAUAGUUCCAUUAUCUAGUGUUGUUGGCUUCUUCUCCGACAACCCUGUCCUUGCCCAAGGACUUUUUGCAGUCCUAGGGGCUGCUUUGAUCUAUGCCGUAGUAGUGGUUGGCGUUGUCAACCCAUUAAUCAAGGCCUACCCGGGUAAUCAGUGAAGGAGCUGCUU